Messenger RNA from Nylanderia fulva, 820 nucleotides. RefSeq lists its product as uncharacterized. Gene Ontology annotation, biological process: detection of chemical stimulus involved in sensory perception of smell; sensory perception of smell. NCBI's taxonomy places the organism in Eukaryota, Metazoa, Arthropoda, Insecta, Hymenoptera, Formicidae. The record is from RefSeq and is a predicted model, not a curated record. Gene Ontology annotation, cellular component: plasma membrane. Gene Ontology annotation, molecular function: olfactory receptor activity; odorant binding.
CCUUCGACAUGGACAUAUCGAAAUCUUCAGGUUACAAAGAUUUCGUAUGGGCAAUUGAAAUAAACCGUCUAAGCUUAGAAUUAGUCGGCUUAUGGCCUAAAAUUGAUGGAAUUUCUAAAAGAAGAUUCGAUUCUGACAUUCGUGCGGGUUUUGCUUUCAUUAUGAUAGCUUUUGUCUCUGGUAUUCCUCUUGUACAUGGACUUAUACGAGUUUGGGGCAAUAUGGCGCUAAUGAUAGACAAUUUACGUAUCACAUUACCUAUGUUGACGGUUUUAUUAGAACUUGUUAUCAUGUGGUGGAAACAAUCAGUCAUAUUAUCCAUCGUAAAGACGAUGGUGGAAGACUGGACAACAUUCAAAUUAACCGCGCAAAGAGACGUGAUGAUAAAACAAGCACGGAUUGCACGGUUGCUCAUAAUUUUCGAAUACGUUAUAAUGGGAACGGCAUUUGUCAUCCUAAUUAUUCUUCCCUGUUUUGGCAUACAAAUUAGGUAUCCAACGAAUCUUACGGAUCGGAACAAACCGUUACCGCUACAGACGUAUUACAUCUACGAUACCGAUAAGGAUCUGCAAUUUGUGCUGACGUUUCUCUCACAAGCCAUAGCGAUGUUUCUGAUAGUAAUAAUAUACGUUGCUGUAAACGCAUUCCUGGCAUUUGUGAUUCUUCAUAUCUGCGGUCAAUUGGAGAAUUUCAAGCAACAAAUAAUCAAUUUAGUCUCGUGCAAAGAUUUCAACAAAGCUCUGAGCAGCAGCAUAGUGACUCAUUUACGUCUUAUCAGGUGGGUUUGAUGGUAACAAUGUAAUGAAAGUUUGUUACAAUC